This is a messenger RNA of Cyclopterus lumpus (lumpfish), 1091 nucleotides long. It is a transcript of the gene c6h11orf58, whose product is annotated as chromosome 6 C11orf58 homolog. Lineage: Eukaryota; Metazoa; Chordata; Actinopteri; Perciformes; Cyclopteridae. The transcript has 5 exons. The coding region runs from base 124 to 693 and encodes 189 amino acids. The record is from RefSeq and is a predicted model, not a curated record.
ACAUAUAAACGUAGAGGAAGACGAAACCGGAAGUGGCGACACGGAGUUGUUGUUGACAAAAAUCCAGCUAGCCCGUUGCUAGGUGGCAUGCCAUUUCAUUGACAUAGUUCAUACUAACGCACAAUGAGUUAUCCAGAGGACAGGCACGGGACCAAGCGGCCGGUGUCCCCGAGUGACGACGGGCCCAGCUGGGCAGGAGCGGAUCUGGGAAGCAAUGAAAGGAAGCAGAAGUUUUUACGUUUGAUGGGCGCCGGCAAGAAAGAACCCACGGGACGCCUCGUCAUUGGCGACCACAAGUCCACGUCCCAGUUCCGCAGUGGGAACGAAGACAAGAAGAUGAACGAGCAGCUCGAGAUGCAGUACCAGCAGAGCAUGGAUGGGAAGCUGUCGGGCCGGAACCGGAGACACUGCGGCCUGGGUUUCAAUGAGCCUUCCCCAGAGCGAGACUCGUUGCCCCCCCCGCCGGUGGACGGCCCGUUAAAAGACCCGGAGCCGGAGAAGUCCACCGGCGAAGAGAAACCCGCAAAGGCCCGGGACGAAGGCGGCGACCGCGACCCAAAGAAACAGACCUCAGACCAGGCCGAGUCCAGCUCGGACAGUCAGGACGAGGAGCGGGAACGUGGCGGCGACGGCGCGGGGGGGAAGUCGUCGCCGGCGGCGGUCGUCGUGCGGGGAGGAACUCGUUUUUUGUAAAUCCCUCCCCGAUUUUUGUACAUUUUGCCGUUGUUUGUUUAACUGUCGGCGCUCGGCCAAUCGGCCGGUCUCUUUUUUUCGCUGCGUGGAAAACGGGUUCUCUGCGCUCGCCGCGGGGCCACUUCCUGGAGGGCACGUGGUUGAGAGUGAAGGCCGCAGGCGUGAGAGAAAGAGUCGGCUUUUUGGUUUUGAGUCGUGGUCAAACGGUCCCAUUUUUACUUUGAACAUUUUAACUGCGUCGGCCACGAUUCCUGUGGGAGGAAACGGGAUCGCUCGCCACUCAGCAUGAUUGGUUUACACAUUGUACAUUUUGUGAACUCUUGUUUUGAAAACCAAUAAUAAAAAAAAGAAAUAAGAAAGGAAGCGUGGGUGAAACAUCAACACUUUCAGACAAAGGA